AUGGGCAGAAGUUUCAUUCUUCUCUUUUUCAUUCUACUACAUGCCAAUACUUUACUUGCUAAUAUUAGCACUGAUGAAGCUGCUCUUCUUGCACUUAAAUCACACAUUUCUUCUCAUUCUAACAAUAUCUUAGCAAGCAACUGGUCUUCUUCUGUCCCCGUUUGCAGCUGGAUUGGAAUCACUUGCAGCUCCCGUCACCAUCGAGUCACUGCUUUAAACAUUUCUAGCAUGCAACUUCAUGGUACCAUUCCUCCACACCUUGGAAACCUCUCAUUUCUCGUUUCCCUCAACAUAAAUAACAACACUUUCCAUGGAGAUUUGCCACAAGAGUUGGCUCAUUUGCAGAGGUUGAAAUUCUUUUAUGCCAAAAACAAUAACUUCACCGGAGCCAUUCCAUCAUUUUUAAGUUUGUUACCAAACCUACGCUUUUUGAACCUAUCGAAUAACCAAUUUUCGGGUAAAAUUCCAUCCUCCCUUUCCAAUCUGACAAAACUGCAAGUGUUGUCAAUACAGAGUAAUUUUUUCGAAGGAGAGAUCCCUCAGGAACUUGGUGAUCUUCGUUACUUGAUUGUCCUAAACCUGCAAUAUAAUCAGCUUAGCGGCUCUAUACCACCAUCAAUCUUUGACAUUAGUACAAUGCAAGUGAUUGCUCUUAGCGGCAACAAUCUUACUGGAAAGCUUCCAAAAACUAUAUGUGAUCAUAUUCCAGACUUGGAAGGACUUUACCUCAGUAGAAACUCCCUAGAUGGAGUUAUUCCACCAAACCUGGAGAAAUGCAGAAAGCUUCAAAUAUUGCAAUUGGGUGAUAAUGAGUUUGCUGGAACUGUACCAAGAGAGCUAGCCAACUUAACCGCUCUUACAAGAUUACAUAUUGCAACUCUGCAUUUGGAAGGUAGUAUAAAAUUUUCUUCCUUUUCUCUUUUCCCCCAAACUUGGUACUCAUAUAUUUCCCCAAAAUUGACAGGAGAGAUACCAAUGGAGCUCGGUAAUCUUAAGAAACUUCAAACAUUGGCAUUAUCACAGAAUGAGCUUACUGGCUCUAUACCUGACAGCAUUUUCAACAUUUCAGCACUGCAGAUUAUAGAUUUUGGACAAAACAAGCUUUCAGGUACUCUACCUUUAGAUUUAGGUCGUGGAAUGCCCAACCUAGAAAUAUUUUUUUGUGGAGUAAAUAAUCUGAGUGGUUUUAUCUCUGCUUCAAUCUCAAAUUCAUCGAAACUCAGACAACUUGACCUCUCACAAAACAGUUUCACAGGUCCAAUUCCUAAAUCACUUGGUAACUUAGAAUACCUUGAGAUUCUUAACUUGCAGCGGAAUAAUUUUGUCAGCGAUUCAACAUUGAGCUUCCUUGCAUCAUUGACAAACUGCAGGAAUCUAAAAGUACUCACGUUAUCUGGUAAUCCGUUGGAUGGUGUUUUACCUGCAUCUGUUGGUAAUUUCUCAAACUCCUUGCAAAUUUUUGUAGCAGAUGGUUGUAAACUGAAGGGUGUCAUUCCGAAACAAAUUAGUAAUCUUACUAGAGUUACAAGGAUGAGUCUGGAUAAUAAUGAGUUAACAGGCCAUAUUCCAAAAUCUGUGCAAGCCAUGCUGAACCUUCAGCAACUCUCCCUACAAAGCAACAAGAUAGAAGGAGCCAUACCACAUGUUAUCUGCAGCUUAAAGAAUCUAGGUGCAUUACUCUUGUCAGAUAAUCAAUUUUCUGGUUCAGUGCCCUCAUGCUUAGGUAACAUGACCAGUUUGAGGGAACUUUACCUAGCUAACAACAAACUGGAUUCUAGAUUACCUUCAAGCUUGGGGAACCUUCAAGAUCUCAUAGUAUUCGAUGUGUCAUCCAAUUUAUUUAGCGGGGAAAUUCCACUGGAGAGCGGAAACUUGAAGGCUGCAACACACGUUGAUCUGUCAAAUAAUUAUUUUUCUGGUAAGAUUCCUAGUACUCUAGGGAGUAUAGAUAAAUUGAUUAAUCUUUCUCUAGCACAUAAUAGAUUAGAGGGGCCUAUUCCAGAAUCAUUUGGCAAAAUGUUGUCCUUGGAGUACUUGGAUUUGUCCUAUAACAAUCUUAGUGUCAGUCUUUCUUGUCCAAUGAUGCACUUUGUGGUGACUCCCGAUUUAAUGUAA
Molecule: messenger RNA, 2115 nt
Organism: Solanum verrucosum
Lineage: Eukaryota; Viridiplantae; Streptophyta; Magnoliopsida; Solanales; Solanaceae
Product: LRR receptor-like serine/threonine-protein kinase FLS2
Exons: 2
Coding region: 1-2115 (704 amino acids)
Molecular function (GO): protein binding
Source: RefSeq, a predicted model, not a curated record